Messenger RNA from Quercus robur (English oak), 2185 nucleotides. RefSeq names its product DNA (cytosine-5)-methyltransferase DRM2-like. The coding region runs from base 230 to 2038 and encodes 602 amino acids. Gene Ontology annotation, molecular function: DNA (cytosine-5-)-methyltransferase activity. The transcript is spliced from 10 exons. Gene Ontology annotation, cellular component: nucleus. The record is from RefSeq and is a predicted model, not a curated record. NCBI's taxonomy places the organism in Eukaryota, Viridiplantae, Streptophyta, Magnoliopsida, Fagales, Fagaceae.
ACAUAAAUCCCUCAUGUGACCACGUUACGUUAUUAGGCAUAAGCAAAGGCAGAGUCCGCUGAAUGAAUCAUUCACAACUACGAAUGGUUGUACUACUUUGUUCUUUGGGUUGGCCUCUCCCUCGUCUCUCGAGUCUCGACCCACCCUAUAUUUAUUUUUCACAUUGUAGAUUUGGCUACGACGGAGUUUGAGAGCUGCUUGUUGAGCAAAGUUACUAGCUAUUGAGAACAUGGAUGCUAAUAGUGCUAGUAAUGGGAAUCACGACGCUGACUGGAACACCGAUGAUGAGCUUGAGGUCUGUAAUGAAUCCUUUUCUCAUUGGGGUUCAACGAGUUCUGGUCAAGAAGCUAAUGGGGGCUUUGGAGAGGCAAGUUCUCCAACUAAUUCUACCAAGCUGAUUCAUGAUUUUGUCGGAAUGGGAUUUUCUAAAACAAUGGUGGUCAAAGCAAUAGAGGAAAAUGGAGAAGAUGAUUCAGAAGAAAUAUUAGAAACUCUUCUUACAUACGCUGUUGUCAAGAAUUUUCCCCAAGAAGAAGGUCUUUCUACUAAACCAUGCACUUUUGACUCUAAAAGCAAAUCUCCAGAUAACCUCUCUGAAAUUGAUAGUUGUCUUGGAAUUGAGGAAAACUCAAAUCACAUUUUAGAGAAGGAUACAAUGUUGUCGUCACUAGUGGAUAUGGGUUACUUGGUUGAAGAGGCUUUGACAGCUAUGAAUAAUUGUGGUUCAGAAGCACAACUAUCAGAGUUGACAGAUUACAUAUGUGCUGCUCAAAUGGUAAAGGAUUUUGAUGCCCAGCUUAGAGAAUCACCUGAUGAGGACGAUAGCACCUCGGUCAUGACUUCUUAUUCCUAUACAAUGCCUAGGAAUGAUUAUCUACCUAGAGAAAAGAAAAGGAAGCUUCACAAAUUCCAACAAUUUGGAAGAAAAUGGCACAAGGGGAGUGAGAAGAAGCAUUGGGAUGAAGACGGAGACAUUAUGCAUCUCCCUAAUCCAAUGAUAGGAUUUGGGAUUCCUGAUGAUCCUUGGCCUAUUGUUGAGAGGAAGCUCCCAGAGGUAGCUAUUGGUCCUCCUUAUUUCUAUUAUGAAAACGUGGCUCUUACUCCUAAGGGGGUGUGGAGUAAAAUAUCACGUUUCUUGUAUGACAUAGAGCCAGAAUUUGUUGAUUCUAAACAUUUCAGUGCUGCUGCAAGGAAAAGAGGUUAUGUCCAUAACCUUCCAAUUCAGAACCGAUUCCCUCUUUUGCCAAUACCGCCACGAACCAUACAAGAAGCCUUACCCUUAACCAGUAAGUGGUGGCCUUUAUGGGACAAAAGAAGAAAACUGAAUUGCCUUCAAACUGCAAUUGGGACUGCUAAACUCACUGAGAGGAUAAGGAAUGCACUUGAGAACAAUAUGAAGUAUGGUGAUGAACCUCCUCCACAUGUGCAGAAGUUUGUACUUGAACAAUGUAGAAAAUGGAAUUUAGUUUGGGUUGGAAAAAAUAAAGUUGCACCCCUUGAACCAGAUGAAAUUGAGAUGUUGCUUGGAUUCCCAAGGGACCACACUAGGGGUGGUGGGAUUAGUAGGACAGAUAGAUAUAAAGCACUUGGAAACUCAUUUCAGGUUGACACAGUUGCCUACCACCUUUCUGUAUUGAAGAACCAGUUUCCAAAUGGAAUUAACCUCCUUUCACUUUUCUCUGGGAUUGGUGGUGCUGAAGUUGCUUUGCAUCGACUUGGGAUUCCCCUGAAAAAUGUGGUCUCUGUUGAGAUUGCUGAAGUCAACAGAAAUAUUAUUCGUAGUUGGUGGGAGCAAACCAACCAGCGUGGACAACUUAUUGAGAUUGCAGAUGUACAACAAGUCAGCAUUGAAAGGCUAGAUCAGUGGAUCAGCUCAUUCGGUGGGUUUGAUCUUGUCAUUGGUGGAAGUCCUUGCAAUAACCUUGCUGGCAGCAACCGAGUGAGUAGAAAUGGACUGGAAGGCAAGCACUCAUCACUGUUUUAUCAUUACGUUCGAAUUCUAGAUCUUGUUAAGACAAUGAUGGGUAGGGACAGAUGACAUAAUCUGCAGCCUUUAAUACUCAUCAGUGCAAUUUCAUCUUUUUAAUUUUUAAUUUUUUUUUUAACAGCAUUUUUGACGCUUAGAAGAUUAUUUCUAGUAUUUAGUAACAAUUAAUUGAUACAUUUUGCUCUCUUUUGGGGAUAA